ACUUAGGCGUUUAGUUUUUUUGUUGUCGUGUGGAAAAGUAUUAUUUAUUCUGAAAACGUCGCAUGGUACAUAAUAGCACCGUGUAGAUUAUUUUAAUGUGUGAUUUCGGCAGAAACAGCGCGAAAUGCUGAAAUACACAACGUGUUUAUCGUUUGCAUCGGAUCAACUUUAACUAGAUGGAUGACGACAUGCCAAAUGAGGCGCUGGCUGAGCUCAGAACCAAGCACCUUGGAGUUUGGGGAGUUGUGCAGAUAGCUGCUGGCACUGGGCUUGCAGUCUACGCCAUGUGGGUUGGACUCCUUCAGCCUGGCUUCAGAAAAGUGCCACUAAAGCUACAGGUCCCCUACAUCCCUGCUAGCAAAGCUCAAGUAAAAAAUGUGAUGAGUUUGAUGAGAGGUAGAACAGGAGGUUUGGUCGACUUGGGAUCAGGCGAUGGUCGUAUUGUGUUGGAAGCCUAUCAGCAUGGCUUUGCUCCUGCGGUCGGUUAUGAGCUCAACCCCUGGCUUGUACAGCUGGCUCGCUUUCAUGCUUGGAGAGCAGGUCACCAUGGAAAAGUGUCAUACAGACAAGAAGAUCUCUGGAAGAUCGACUUGUCAAAAUGCAAGAAUGUCACAGUGUUUCUGGCUCCCAGUGUGCUUUCAUUGUUACAGAAAAAGUUGCAGGACGAGCUUCCCAAUGAUGCCUUAGUGGUGGCUGGCCGUUUCCCCUUCCCAGACUGGAACCCUUGCAGGAUUGAGGGACAUGGUGUGGACAGAGCCUGGGCCUACAAUAUGCAAGCACAACCGCAUCACACCAGUCAAAAAAACCAAAAACCUCAGUGCAAAACCGUGUGAUGCUGGCCAUUAAAUAGUUCAGGACGAUUUAGUCACUUAAAAAAAAAAUAAUGCUCUGAUUUUAGAAACACUAUCACUUAGGAUGAACUACUCUUAGGUAUUAAUGUUUUACAGACGUCAUAGACUAACUAGACUAUUUAUUUUUAUUUUUAAAAGGGAGUCAAACUCUAAGUCUUGAGAAAGUAUGUUACAUGAACAUACCUCUGUUGAUCUUUAGGGAGUUGCCAAAGUUCUGACAAUUCCAGAGGAACAACAACCCACUCUAUGUUACAUUGUGUGCUUGUUUUUUUUGACAAAUUCUAAAGAUAAUCACUGAUCUAAGCUUGAUGUUAUCUCUGCCACCUUUGGCAGAGUUAGCAUCACAAUGCAAGAGUAUAAACCCAAACUUAAACUGAGCCAUGAGUGCAAAUGUGUCUGUAGAUUUGCAGCUAUAGUUGGAAAGUUUCACGUCGGAUUUAACUGUCAGAGGUGUCUAUGGACAACCCUGCACCUGAAGUUUCUGUGUGUGUGUUAAUACUAUCCUGGUUCUGUAGCUGGGAAAAAAAAAAGAAGAAAAAUAACAACGAACCGUCUGCCAUCAUGUUAGAAAGUUUUUACAAUGUUUGGGCCUUUUUUUAUUUGUUCUUUGUCAUUGUUACUAGCCACACAUGGUGCAAGUGAUUAUUCCCAAACACUUAAGGCUUUUGAAACGGACAUUACCCAUGAAGUCUGACAUUUUCUUUUUUUGUUGUUGUUGUUUUUUGAAAUAACCAGGCAUCUGUUUUGAUCUAAUAUUUUUUUUUACAAAACAACAGCAUGUGUGCAUUUUUUUAAAGAUCUUCUAUUAUUUCUCCUCUUUCUUAUUUUAGCUGUUUAAAAUAGACAAUGAAAAAAUAUCCUAUUAUGAAUUUCUUUAUUAUUUACCCAAAGAGCUUACACUUGUUUUUAAAUAAUUCAUCAUCAGAUGAAGAGCUAAACUGUUUACUGAGUUUUGCGUGAAGCUUUUUAUGACAAAUGUUUUUAAAAUCAUCCAGUCUAAGCUUUCUUGCUUACAUGGGGUGAAUAUUUUUAUAAAUAAGAUAAAUUGAAGGUAGCCUUUUAACCUUUUGUAGAUUAAGACAUUUCAACAACAACCACUUUUCCAACCUUGUUAUCUUUUAAUCAUUACUCUGCGCUUCAUUUAAUUUGGAAGUGGGAAGUCGGGGUGAUGUCAUUUUUGACAUGAUGGCGAUCCGAUCUUCUAUGCAGUAUUUUGUGCAUAUAAACAGCAUUGGAACAUCAAGUCUUUAAAAACUAAAGUAGAGCAUAUAUGACUAAUUAGAAUACAAUAAAAUUCAACUUUAUUGUCAUUACACUGUCACAAGUACAAAGCAAUGAAAUUCACUCUCUGCAUUUAACCCAUCCCCUUGGGGAGCAGUGGGCUGCCAUUGUACAGCGCCCGGAGAGCAAUGUGGUAUUUAAGGGUCUUGCUCAGGGACCCAGAGUGGCAGUCUGUGGGAGUGGGGCUCGAACUCAGAACCUCUGGAGUCCAAGUGCAAUGCCCUAACCACUAAUAAUGAAAAAUGUCUAAAAACAGUCAAAGAAGGAAAGUGUAACCACUUCUAAUGUGAAAAGCAGCCUUCUUGAAUUCAGAAAUCGGGUGUUAUCUGCUCACAGGUCAGAUAUUCUGAGUACAAAUGAAAUGCAGCAUUAUAACAAACCAUUUAAGAGAUUCCAUUGAAGUCCUGAAACUCAAAAAGGUUGAGUGUUUGAUAAGCAGUACCUGCUGCAUCUGGGAUCAGACAGUGCAAACAAUAUAUAUUUUUAACAUUAUCUCUGUUUUGGCUUAAUAUUCUUCAUUUAAAUUGUGACACAGCUCAGUGCUACUAUAUUAAAUGUUCUGUUUCAUCUGAAGUUCUACAUAGAUCAAAUUGGCUGUUGAGCAUACUUAUUAAUAUCUAUAAACAUAUAAAAUCAAAUACCUAAAAGAGGGUGCAUUCACUCACAAGCAUGACUGUAAAACAAUCCUUUUAGCAAAGUAAAUGUACUUUCAUAAAGCUGGCCUUGAUUUAUGUAGUUUAUUUUCUUCUGUAAUUAUUUACCAUCUCAUAUUUUUUGUAUGUUUCAUAUUUUAUGAUGUUUGAAAAGUAGUAAUUAAUUAGCAUCUUUCCUCAAACCUUUUUUUUUUUUUGUCUCAUGCAGGUUUUUGUUUUGCUGCUUUAUAUUGAUUUCUGGACCUGCAGAUCAAAGGUGCUGGGAAUUAGAAUAAUAAUGUGUAUCUUAUCCAUGAACUAAUAAGGUUAAGACUGUAAAAGU
Messenger RNA from Cyprinodon variegatus (sheepshead minnow), 3107 nucleotides. RefSeq names its product protein FAM173A-like (gene antkmt). Gene Ontology annotation, biological process: regulation of mitochondrial ATP synthesis coupled proton transport; positive regulation of proton-transporting ATP synthase activity, rotational mechanism; peptidyl-lysine trimethylation. Gene Ontology annotation, molecular function: protein-lysine N-methyltransferase activity. Lineage: Eukaryota; Metazoa; Chordata; Actinopteri; Cyprinodontiformes; Cyprinodontidae. The transcript has 6 exons. The coding region runs from base 177 to 833 and encodes 218 amino acids. The record is from RefSeq and is a predicted model, not a curated record. Gene Ontology annotation, cellular component: mitochondrion.